ACCAGACACAUCCUAGCACUGAGCACCCAAUCGAUUGCCACACCUCAGACAGCACCCAUGCCUACAGCGGUACCCAAGCCUGGUGGCUCUCAAUCGCCGCCGGAGCAAGCAGCUCAUCCCACACGGCUGCCCACCGCCUCGUCGUCGCUGCGGGUACAGCUCCCCCCUUCAUCCUUCCUCAGUGCCUUUGGGAACAACGAAGCCUCCUCGACCUCUCAGCUCAGUAGGUCUAGGCCAGAUCAGAGAGCUCGGAGAUCCUCCGGAGGUUCUGGUACUGCUACACCAGCAGCAGCAGGGUCAUCCUCUUCAUCCUCAAGACCUGCUGGCGUGCCGCCCCCUCCUCAGACGAGCGAUGCAUCGCUGCUGGCCCAGGGCAUCCUUGAACAGCAAAGGAAGGCAAAGGAGAUCUUGACUUGGCAAGAGAAGUUGAUGGAGGACAGGCAGAUCUCCAGGGAGGAGCUCAAGAAAGGGCUCACCCGCCUUUCAAUUCCGUACUGGCUGCAAAUACUCCAAGAGAGGUCCAUCUACAACCUCUGCGGCUAUCCAACAUGUCGGAAUCGAUUGUCGUCGUCCGGCCCUGCCACCACUAAUCCGACACCUCGCUUCCGGAUCAGUGUCUCUCGCCGUGCCAUUGAACGAGACACGUCCGACGAGCCAGGCGGACGCAACAAUUUCUGUUCUGCCACCUGUCAUGCCCGGUCCGAAUGGGUCCGACGAUGGGUCUUGAAUCCAUCCUCUUCCGUAGGCGACGCUGAUUCGGCUAGUGCGAGAGGAAGGGACCCGGUCUUGGCUGACCCUGUGGCAGAACAGAUGCGGAGGAUCGGGCAAGAGCAGGCUUUGCAGGGUGGCAAGUGGGAGGCUCUGAUGAGCAGAAGAGAGGAUCAGUGGAGCGAGAUCGAGCUUUUGGAGGAUCUGGAGGACCAGGGGGAGCUCGAUGGUUGGGAGGGCUUUGGAAGCACUAGCGGCGCAACACAGCCAGGAGCGCUGUCCAAGGAGGAGGAUAAAAUGCACAAGAGCACACCUCCUACACCAACGACUGCAGCGAACACAUCUACAGCCGCACCAAAGAACACUGCCGCUUCUCGUCUCGGCCCUCUAACAAUCUCCGAGCGCGAUCCCUCCUCAUCCGCAAGCACCUCUGCUGCCUCUCACCCUCCAGCAAGCAAAGAUACGCCUCUCCCACGUCGAUUCCACGGCUCUACAAGCCGGGCUAGAUUAUCCGCAUCCGCACAGGCAGCAGCUACAGACGAGGACUUGGACUCCUUUUUCGACCUGGGCUCAUCCGCAGCGCUCAAGCGCUCCAUCCAGGAUGUUUCGAGCAGGCUUAAUGCGACGCGAUUGGAUAGCCUACCUGUAGCUACUGCCGGUGGUGGUACCGGCGGUGUGGAUGGUGAAGAGGAGGGAGUGGACGAGGAGGAAGAGGAGGAAGGAGAGGCCGUCUCUGGGGAAGAGGACGAAGGGAUGGACGAGGAGACGCGCCGGGCUCGAAAGGAUGAAAGACGUAUGCUGAAAGAGGCUCUGCAGCUCCGGGACGAGAUGAGGGAGAGAGGCGAGCUGGACUGAGGACUGACCAAAGACAGCGGACAGCGGACAGCGGACAGCGCUACUGUGUUGCAGUACGCCUUUUGGCUGAUGGAAGAUACCCCUUGUACGACGUAGCAAUAUCAUCACUAUCGCGCAUUGCAGAGACGCAAAAUUGUUGUGACAUGGUGCGUAGUAGCAUUACAAAGCC
Messenger RNA from Microstroma glucosiphilum, 1732 nucleotides. RefSeq lists its product as hypothetical. The record is from RefSeq and is a predicted model, not a curated record. The transcript is spliced from 2 exons. Gene Ontology annotation, cellular component: cytoplasm; nucleus. NCBI's taxonomy places the organism in Eukaryota, Fungi, Basidiomycota, Exobasidiomycetes, Microstromatales, Microstromataceae. Gene Ontology annotation, molecular function: RNA polymerase core enzyme binding; RNA polymerase II CTD heptapeptide repeat phosphatase activity. Bases 58 to 1563 code for a protein of 501 amino acids.